AUCCUCACCCAAAAAAUGCAUUGCCAGCGACAGCUAGGCUCGAACUGUAUUCUUCUUUUCCUCUUCAGCAGUUCAGAGCUUUUACUAUAUUUAAUGAGCUCAAGCACAACUAUUUGGCAAUUUAUUUACGAGUUGUGAUUGUAUGGUGCAUUGUUCAAUAAUACUGCAGAUCCCUUUUCAGCAGCUAUCCUUUUGACCCGCCUCUCUCUCUCUCUCUCUCUCGCACACACACAGUCGUCACUUGUUUCUUCUCUAACUAGUACUUGUAUAUUUCAGAAGAAACAAGCUCUAUAUAUUUGGGAUCUUCCUCUCUCUCUGUUAUUCGCGCGCUCACACUGUGUUUUGUGAAUCUUGAUUGCGCUUUUGAAUGCUCUGGGCUUUCAAGAUUCUUGAAUUUUCUUCCAUAGCCAUUUCUGAGUUUGGUUUUUCUCUGAAAUUCCACUGAGCCAUUCUCGAGGAAGACAAUAAAAUCUGGGGGUUUUCGGAAAUGGAAGAAUCAUUUGUGCCCUUUCGUGGGAUUAAGAAUGAUAUUCAUAACCGGCUGCAUUGCUACAAGCAAGAUUGGAGUGGUGGAUUCAAGGCUGGUUUCAGAAUAUUGGCUCCUACAACCUACAUAUUCUUUGCUUCUGCUAUUCCAGUUAUUUCAUUUGGUGAACAACUGGAGAGAAGCACAGAGGGAGUUUUAACUGCUGUUCAGACUUUAGCAUCCACUGCUGUUUGUGGAAUCAUACACUCAAUAAUUGGAGGACAGCCAUUGCUGAUUCUGGGAGUUGCUGAGCCUACUGUUAUAAUGUACACAUUCAUGUUCAACUUUGCUAAGCAGAGAUCGGAUUUGGGCCGUGAGUUGUUUCUUGCAUGGACUGGAUGGGUAUGUGUUUGGACUGCGGCUUUGUUGUUCUUGUUGGCUAUUCUGGGAGCUUGCUCCAUCAUCAACAGAUUUACCCGUCUGGCCGGGGAAUUGUUUGGAAUGCUUAUUGCGAUGCUCUUCAUGCAGCAAGCAAUUAAAGGACUCGUGGAUGAGUUUCGCAUACCAAAAAGGGAAGAUACUAGCCUGCCAGCUUUCAUGUCUUCAUGGCGGUUUGCGAAUGGCAUGUUUGCUUUGGUGCUGUCAUUUGGUCUAUUGCUAACUGCAUUGAAAAGCCGAAAAGCUAGAUCAUGGCGUUAUGGGUCUGGUUCGCUUAGGAGCCUUAUAGCUGAUUAUGGUGUGCCAUUGAUGGUGUUGGUGUGGACAGCAGUUUCAUACAUUCCUUCUAAGAAUGUUCCAGAAGGGAUUCCAAGGCGUCUCUUCAGCCCAAAUCCAUGGUCCCCGGGUGCCUACGAGAAUUGGACAGUGAUAAAGGAUAUGCUAAAUGUGCCGAUUCUUUACAUCCUCGGAGCUUUUAUUCCUGCAACGAUGAUCGCAGUCCUUUACUAUUUUGACCAUAGCGUUGCAUCUCAGUUGGCUCAGCAAAGUGAAUUCAAUCUGAGAAAGCCACCUUCCUUCCAUUAUGAUUUGCUGCUUCUUGGUUUUUUGACAUUAAUGUGUGGUCUAUUAGGCAUCCCUCCAUCAAACGGCGUAAUUCCACAGUCGCCCAUGCAUACAAAAAGCCUAGCUACUCUGAAACACCAGCUACUCAGGAAUCGACUCGUUGCCACAGCACGUGAAAGUAUUCAAAAGAAUUCAAAUCUGGCGCAACUAUAUGGAAACAUGCAAGAAGCUUAUCAGCAAAUGCAGACCCCUCUUAUCUACCAGGAGCCAUCAAAUAGAGGUUUAAAGGAGCUGAAAGAGUCCACAGUUCAGUUGGCCUCUAGCAUGGGAAGCUUUGAUGCUCCUGUGGAUGAGACAGUCUUCGACGUUGAAAAGGAGAUUGAUGAUUUGCUCCCCAUUGAGGUCAAAGAACAACGCCUCAGCAACUUGCUGCAGUCCACUAUGGUUGGAGGGUGCGUUGCUGCAAUGCCCGCGUUGAGAAUGAUUCCCACCUCCGUGCUGUGGGGAUAUUUUGCUUUCAUGGCCAUUGAGAGCUUACCCGGCAACCAGUUUUGGGAGAGGAUACUACUUCUCUUCACUGCACAGGGCAGACGAUACAAGGUUUUGGAGAAGUACCACGCCACUUUUGUCGAAACUGUGCCUUUCAAGACCAUCGCAAUGUUCACCCUAUUCCAAACGACCUACUUGCUUCUCUGCUUCGGUAUCACAUGGGUUCCGAUUGCAGGAGUCCUUUUCCCUCUCCUUAUCAUGCUCCUAGUCCCGGUGAGACAGUACGUGCUGCCAAAGUUCUUCAAAGGCGCUCAUCUUCAAGAUUUAGAUGCUGCAGACUAUGAAGAGGCACCGGCCGUGCCAUUCAACAUUCCACCGGAGGGAGAACUUGGGUCGAGACUCUCCUUUGCAGAUGGAGGAGAGAUCUUAGAUGGAAUGAUUACAAGAAGUCGUGGCGAGAUCAAGCAUACCUGCAGCCCAAGGGUCAGAAGCUCGUCAUCAACCCCUGCAAAGGACUUGAAACUGCAGAGCCCCCAUCUCUCAGAGAAGGCAUACAGCCCACGUGUGAGUGAGCUGAGAGGCGUGAGAACACCUCAGCUCCACCACGGAAGAGGACCUUACAGCCCCAAGACUGGAGAAGUUGGGGCAUCUCAUCUGGGGGUGAGUCCGCAUAGCUCAACUUCAAACCAGUGAGAAAAACGCGAGACGCCUUUUGUCUGUACGUACGUGGGGGGAGUAUGAUAUAGUCGCGUCCAUAAGUCUUUUUAGAGCUUUGAUUUGGUUAUGUUGUUGUAAAAUCUUGUCUGUGUUUUCCUCUUGAGGGGAGCCUCUUGUAUAAUUAACCUUACAUCGAUUCCUUAAAUGGUGAAAAUAGUAAGUCUUGUUGAAUA
Molecule: messenger RNA, 2847 nt
Organism: Salvia miltiorrhiza (redroot sage)
Lineage: Eukaryota; Viridiplantae; Streptophyta; Magnoliopsida; Lamiales; Lamiaceae
Product: probable boron transporter 2
Exons: 13
Coding region: 488-2650 (720 amino acids)
Biological process (GO): monoatomic ion homeostasis; monoatomic anion transport; transmembrane transport
Cellular component (GO): plasma membrane
Molecular function (GO): solute:inorganic anion antiporter activity
Source: RefSeq, a predicted model, not a curated record